This is a messenger RNA of Periconia digitata, 796 nucleotides long. The record is from the annotation of a GenBank genome assembly. Lineage: Eukaryota; Fungi; Ascomycota; Dothideomycetes; Pleosporales; Periconiaceae.
AUCGAAUCUUGGUUGCGUACCUUGAUACCAUCUCAUCGGCCAGUAAUCUUUGACGACUACAUGCUCGUACAAGUACCAUCGUCCGCCUUCCUUCAAGUAUCCAUGUAGCUCUUUGAUGUUCUUUUCCGGCUCAGGGAUACUGCACAAGCAGAGCAGCGAUACGAUGCAAUCCACGCUCCCUUUCUGGAUCGGUUUUGCCGUUCCAUCCGGAGAGGCGCUAGAGAUUGCUUCAAUACCCACUGGCAAUAUCUCAUACACGCCGUCCAACCCCGCCUCUUUCACUUUCUGCCUCAGGCUCGGCCAAGAAUCCGCAUUAGGUUCAACACCAUAUACCUUUGUGAUGGCCUUCUCACCCCCUCGAGUGCCAUUUGCAUCUUGGCCAACAGGUAUAUCGGUGCUAGCAUACAAAUCCACCCAAUAUCCGCCACCUGGGCCGAUAUCUAAAACUGUACCACUCACAGAUUGCAUAACAACAUUUUCAUUGACCUGUCCGUUUGUCACCCGUCCCUCAAGCAACGCGAUGAUGCGAGGCCCUCUUCCUUUUCGAAUAAGCGGCCCCCAAUAGGACCAAAAUCUUUGGAACCACGCGUUUUGAACACGGCUCCAAGAGAAGAGAGAACUGAAACCCGAAGUUUUGUACAAGUGCGAAAUAGUACCAGGGAGGAAGGCCAGAGACAUCCACAACAUUUGCCAUGGCAUCAACAAUGACCAAAAGGCCUCACGGGUCUUCUGAAAGAGAACCAUGGCUGGAAGAGUAAUAAUUGAUUCGAUUGUGAGCGAUUUUAGAAAUUAUGCG